AUGGGUCAGGAAUCGUUUAUCUACAGCUUCGUCGCGAGAGGAACUAUGAUCCUCGCCGAGUAUACCGAAUUCACCGGUAAUUUCCCUUCGAUUGCUGCUCAGUGUCUCCAGAAGCUUCCUUCUUCCAGCAAUAGCAAGUUCACUUACAAUUGCGAUCACCAUACCUUCAACUUCCUCGUCGAAGAUGGCUAUGCAUAUUGUGUUGUGGCGAAAGACGCCCUUAGCAAGCAAAUCUCGAUUGCGUUUCUGGAGCGUGUGAAAGCUGAUUUCAAGAAGAGAUAUGGAGGUGGAAAAGCAAGUACAGCUAUCGCCAAAAGUCUGAACAAGGAGUUCGGGCCGGUCAUGAAAGAACACAUGAAGUAUAUUGUUGACCAUGCAGAGGAGAUUGAAAAACUAAUAAAAGUCAAGGCUCAAGUUUCAGAAGUUAAAAGUAUAAUGUUGGAGAAUAUUGACAAGGCAAUCGAUAGAGGGGAAAAUCUAACGGUUCUUACUGACAAGACCGAGAAUCUACGCUCUCAGGCGCAAGAGUACAAGAAACAAGGGACACAAGUGAGAAGGAAAUUGUGGUACCAGAACAUGAAGAUAAAACUUGUGGUUCUAGGGAUCUUGCUACUACUUGUUCUCAUAAUCUGGCUUUCGGUUUGCCACGGCUUCAAUUGCACCGAUUGA
This is a messenger RNA of Arabis nemorensis, 669 nucleotides long. NCBI's taxonomy places the organism in Eukaryota, Viridiplantae, Streptophyta, Magnoliopsida, Brassicales, Brassicaceae. The record is from the annotation of a GenBank genome assembly.